AUGUCUCCCUCCGCAACGCCCAAGUGGGUGCCGGCCAUCACCAAGCCGCUCUCUGCCAUAGCCUCCCUGCCCGUCUCGCCGGAUGAUGGCAAGGUCGACAUCAGCGCCCUGCAAGCAGCCCUCCUUCAGAGUGUUGGGAGCUGGGACCAGGUCCCCCUGCUCACCGAUGAUAAUGUGGACGGCUUCCCCUGUGGGACCCUGGUUCGCUACACCGGCAUGGUGCAAGACAUGUUGAACCCCGAAUACUAUGUGGGUGCCGUCCAGCUUGCAGACGGCUCCUGGGUGUCAGCCCGCUUCCAGGACCAGGUGGUGGACGACCUCAAAGCUCCCGUCCUGAACGACAUCGUCACCGUGGUCGGGAUCUUGAGCAUCGUCCCGGAGCUGGCGGCCUGCUGCCAGGAGGACGCCAUGGACGCAGAGCUGGCAGGCAGCCACCCCCCCACCUCCCGCUGCCCCCGCCUCCACGCACUGGCCAUCCUGCCCGGGCCCAGCCCAACCCCGGCCCCAGCCCCACUGCCGCCCAGCGCCAUUGCAGAGGCCCGCCUGCGGACCAUAGGCCUGCUGUCGCUGGUCCUGGGCGGCGACGACCUGGCGGCAGAGUACCUGCUCCUGCAGCUGGUCGGGAGGGUGCAUGCGAGGAGGGAGGAUGCCGGCGUCAUUGGCACGGGCUCCCUCAACCUGACCGGCUGCCCCGCCGGGCAGGCCUCUGGUCCCGCCUCCCUGUCCUCCCUGGGCCAGGCACUGGCACUGGCACUACAGGCCCUCAUGCCGCGCUCGGUGUGCCUGGGCCUCACCACCUCCCAGGUUCUGCUGGACGAGACUGUCAUGUCGGCAGGCACCCUCAACGAAGUCGGCGUGCGUAAUCUUCAGGCGGUGGAUGUGCUCGUCCGCACACAAAAAGUGGCCUAUGACUUCGAAUUCUUCUCCCUGGAUCAAGAGGCAGAUGCCCCCGUCACCGUCCUGUCCUGCGGUCGUUCACUGCUAAAGGACGCGCUGGGCACGAGCCUGCCCUUGGCUCCAACCGCGCCGCUGGCCGAGCCGGAGAGCCUGGCGAGCAUGCUGCAGACGUCCAGCCUGGACGGCGUGAGGGAGUACCUGGCUGCUGUGAGGGCGCUUGACUUUACUAUUCCCUCACAUGUAGCCGAAGUGGUGGAGAAAGGUGAGGGGGAUUUGUGUGUAGUGCGACCAGCAUGCAGAAUGUUUCAAGUCACAGACUUCCCUAGCUGCCCCUGGGCUCACGAGAAUCUAGUUUUCUUUCCCCCUACAGACCUAACCAGCGCGCGGCAGAAGGACGCAGCUAUUACGCCGGCCAGUCUGCACCACUUACUCAAUGUGGCACGCCUGCUGGCGGUGAGCCACGGCGAGGCGGAGUUGACGGCCGGCCGCUGGGCGGCGGUGCAGUCCAUGGAGCUGCGACGGAGCGCCCGCUGCAAUCCCACGCCCAGUGCCUGA
Auxenochlorella protothecoides is the source of this 1452-nucleotide messenger RNA. RefSeq names its product Mini-chromosome maintenance complex-binding protein. NCBI's taxonomy places the organism in Eukaryota, Viridiplantae, Chlorophyta, Trebouxiophyceae, Chlorellales, Chlorellaceae. The transcript has 10 exons. Bases 1 to 1452 code for a protein of 483 amino acids. The record is from RefSeq and is a predicted model, not a curated record. Gene Ontology annotation, biological process: DNA-templated DNA replication. Gene Ontology annotation, molecular function: chromatin binding.